This is a messenger RNA of Haliotis rufescens (red abalone), 1161 nucleotides long. Its product is annotated as putative proline-rich protein 21. Bases 1 to 1161 code for a protein of 386 amino acids. Lineage: Eukaryota; Metazoa; Mollusca; Gastropoda; Lepetellida; Haliotidae. The transcript is spliced from 3 exons. The record is from RefSeq and is a predicted model, not a curated record.
AUGGAUGUGCAGUUGUCCAUCAUCCAUCAUGGGGCAUGGGUGGCCCAGUGUCCUGAGUCUCCCCUACACAGUCUCCCCUACACAGUCUCCCCUACACAGUCUCCCCUACACAGACUCCCCUACACAGUCUCCCCUACACAGACUCCCCUACACAGUCUCCCCUACACAGUCUCCCCUACACAGUCUCCCCUACACAGUCUCCCCUACACAGACUCCCCUACACAGUCUCCCCUACACAGACUCCCCUACACAGUCUCCCCUACACAGACUCCCCUACACAGUCUCCCCUACACAGUCUCCCCUACACAGUCUCCCCUACACAGUCUCCCCUACACAGACUCCCCUACACAGUCUCCCCUACACAGUCUCCCCUACACAGACUCCCCUACACAGUCUCCCCUACACAGUCUCCCCUACACAGACUCCCCUACACAGUCUCCCCUACACAGUCUCCCCUACACAGACUCCCCUACACAGUCUCCCCUACACAGUCUCCCCUACACAGACUCCCCUACACAGUCUCCCCUACACAGUCUCCCCUACACAGACUCCCCUACACAGUCUCCCCUACACAGUCUCCCCUACACAGACUCCCCUACACAGACUCCCCUACACAGUCUCCCAUACACAGUCUCCCCUACACAGUCUCCCCUACACAGACUCCCCUACACAGACUCCCCUACACAGUCUCCCCUACACAGUCUCCCCUACACAGUCUCCCCUACACAGUCUCCCCUACACAGACUCCCCUACAGUCUCCCCUACACAGUCUCCCCUACACAGACUCCCCUACAGUCUCCCCUACACAGUCUCCCCUACACAGUCUCCCCUACACAGUCUCCCCUACACAGUCUCCCCUACACAGACUCCCCUACACAGUCUCCCCUACACAGAUUCCCCUACACAGUCUCCCCUACACAGACUCCCCUACAGUCUCCCCUACACAGUCUCCCCUACACAGUCUCCCCUACACAGUCUCCCCUACACAGACUCCCCUACAGUCUCCCCUACACAGUCUCCCCUACACAGACUCCCCUACACAGUCUCCCCUACACAGUCUGUAAUCAUGUGUCACACCCACUGCAGAAUGUCCGGUACUGUGACAGCAACAGAACAGCCUUGGAGCAAGGCUACUGCAUUACCUCCAGGGAGUACCAUUAA